This is a messenger RNA of Cuculus canorus (common cuckoo), 3082 nucleotides long. RefSeq names its product JAZF zinc finger 1 (gene JAZF1). Gene Ontology annotation, cellular component: nucleus. The record is from RefSeq and is a predicted model, not a curated record. The transcript has 5 exons. Bases 124 to 855 code for a protein of 243 amino acids. Lineage: Eukaryota; Metazoa; Chordata; Aves; Cuculiformes; Cuculidae.
CGCCACCUCCUCCUCCCCACCCCCACCCUCUCUCUCUCUCGCUCCCCAUCUCUCUCCGUCCCGUUCCCCCCCUCCCUUCCCCGCGGCAGAGCGAGCACCGCAGGGGGAUCUCGAUGUAACACCAUGACAGGCAUCGCCGCCGCCUCCUUCUUCUCCAACGCCUGCAGGUUCGGGGGCUGCGGGCUCCACUUUCCGACCCUGGCGGAGCUCAUCGAGCACAUCGAGGACAACCACAUCGAUACAGACCCACGUGUAUUAGAGAAACAAGAACUUCAGCAGCCAACCUAUGUCGCUUUAAGUUACAUUAACAGAUUUAUGACUGAUGCAGCUCGACGUGAGCAGGAGUCUUUGAAGAAAAAGAUUCAGCCGAAACUCUCUUUGACUUUGUCAAGCACAGUGUCCCGUGGGAAUGUAUCUACUCCACCUCGCCACAGCAGUGGAAGCCUUACUCCCCCAGUCACCCCUCCAAUCACUCCCUCCUCUUCUUUUCGCAGUAGUACUCCUACAGGUAGUGAAUAUGAUGAGGAGGAAGUAGACUAUGAAGAAUCAGACAGUGAUGAGUCCUGGACUACAGAAAGUGCUAUCAGCUCUGAAGCUAUCCUUAGUUCAAUGUGCAUGAAUGGAGGAGACGAGAAACCUUUUGCCUGUCCUGUUCCUGGAUGUAAAAAAAGAUAUAAGAAUGUGAACGGUAUAAAGUACCACGCCAAGAACGGCCACAGAACGCAAAUCCGCGUACGCAAACCAUUCAAAUGUCGCUGUGGAAAGAGUUACAAGACAGCUCAGGGCCUGCGGCACCACACAAUCAAUUUCCAUCCCCCCGUGUCUGCUGAGAUUAUCAGGAAGAUGCAGCAAUAACGUGCUGGUCACAAACGUGCCAAGAAAUCCUCACCAGCAGUUGCUGAUUUUGAGAACAGCCACCUUUUUCAGGGGAAGCAUUCAGCAACCCUUUAAAGAAAAGUUAAAUGCAUGCUUUAAAAUUUUCUGUAAUUUUGGAAUGACGUAUCUUUGUAGAGGUAAUGAUUUUGUACAUUUGCACAUGUAAUCAUCAUACCCAUUUUUCAUUACUUUGAGAUAAGGUGCUAUAAAAGCUAUAGGUUCUUCUAGAACAUUUUUCUCCAAAACAAGAAAAAACUGGGGAAGGGGGGGAGGGGGGGACAAGUUGCGUAUUUCAUUGAAUUGAAGCGUUGAACAGGAGUGAGAGGAGGAGAGCUUGGCACUGACAUCCUUUUGAGAUUGUAACGUGAUGAAGACUUUUGAUGCAUCAGUCAAUGUGUGUGCAAAACCAAAUCGAUAACCACCCUCAUCAAACUCUCGUUAACAUGCCUUACGUAGUGGAGUUGUCGGUGGGGUAGUGAGUCUCUUAGGUAACGGGAAUAUAAAUAAGAAAGAAUGUUUAACAUAAUAUGCUAAAAAUAUUUUCAUACUUAAAUAACAUACAUAAAAGGUGUGCUUGCUGUAUUUUAUAUUAUCUUGCAAAUUUUUUUUUUCCUCCCUCUUGAAAUGCUGAAAAUCUUGUCAUUUGAACUCGUAAGCAAUCAAUUUUGUUAGAAAUUACUACUUUUUUUUUUUUUUUUUUGUACAAGAAGUCACAUUAUGUUCACGCCCAUCAAGCUUUUGAGGACCAACAUCCCAGUCCAACUGAGUAUUUACCCCUGUUAGAAAGACACUCGGAAAUACUUAAGUGCAAAUUUAUGUGUGUGUGAGAAACAAUUCUCUUCAUCUCAGAUGAAGUUUUAAAGCACUUUGUAGUUCUCUAUUGCCAACAGAUUUAAUGUUUUAUGUGUUGCCAAUUCUUGCAGCUACCGCACGAGCCCCGUGCCUGUGGCUGCAAAUAAAAACUAACAAUCCUGCGCACGGUUUGAGGAGGCCCAGUAUUUGUGCUAAGGGAGCUUCUGAUGCCUCUCCCUCACAACGUUCGUUGUAUUCUGAGGUUUUCUUUCUUUGUACAUUUUUUCGCUUUCCAUCGUAGGUCGCUGCGUUCCCUCUGGAAGUGUCUGUUUAGCUUUACAGUUAAUUUUGCUGAAUUUAUGACAUAUGAGCCUUAUUGAAGAUUUAAGUGCUUCUUGCAGCAGGUGGUCAGAGACCGACUUAAAAACAAAUCCAAAAGUCAACGUGAGAGCGCUUUGUGUCUGGACUGUACCUGAACGUUUGUUGCUCACCACCCUGCCUUGGGCAUCCUUCUCUCACAAGUGCUAUUCUCGGAGUUCAGCCGUCCGGGAGCGGAGGUAGGCAUCCCCCGCCCUGCCCCUGCCCGGGAACACGGCUUACACAGCCAGGGGUAGUAGGGAGGAACUCGGUUUUAAACACGGUGAUCGCCUUUGCUAGUUCUUAUUCUUUUUAAGUGCAAAAGAAAGCUCGGAUAAAGGAGAAAUGAGCUUUCCCUCCACUUUUUUUUUUUGUUCUCCAAAGCUUUAAAGGAAAAUUUUGUAAGGAUGACAAUUACCUGUGCUCCAGCAGAGUAAAAGUCACAUCAAAACACUUGGGAAUCAUCCUCAUGACUAAACCUUUAGAGUGCCCGAAUUAAAAUAAAACACCUUUUUCAAAUCCCGGAGAGGUGACUGUGGUUGUGUCAGACAGUGCUGUUGGCCGAGUUUGAAAGGAUGAUCCAGAUAUGAGAGUUCCUGGUGCACAAAGGGCCUCCCCGUGGCCCCUUCCCACCUUCUGCAGUUCUGGCAACAGCUCUGGCCAACAACUAACGAUUUUGGCUCUGCUCCUCGUGCAAGAAACGACAGGCUGGGUAAGGUCGUUCCACAGCUAAACAGUUGUAAAAUGUCAUUGUUGCAUGUAAAUUCCUUCCAACUAUAAAAAUGAAAUUCCAGUUUCUAUUUACCUAUUCAUCGUGACAGUAUUAUUAAACAGGUAAAGAUGGGACUAUUUUGUUAUACUGUGUAUAGUGAAUGUAUUGUACUGUGUCUGUGAAAACUGUGCUUUAAAUUAUAUUUUCAUAUGUUUUGUUGGGGGACAAAAUACUUUAAGUUUGAAAGUCACAGAGGUUUGUUUUAGAACUGAAGGCAACUUAAAGAAUUCCUGUCGAGAAAGCUGCUUAUAAAUGUAAAUCAAAUCACAUUUAAAAUAAACUGCC